Puccinia graminis f. sp. tritici CRL 75-36-700-3 is the source of this 288-nucleotide messenger RNA. RefSeq lists its product as uncharacterized. The coding region runs from base 1 to 288 and encodes 95 amino acids. The record is from RefSeq and is a predicted model, not a curated record. NCBI's taxonomy places the organism in Eukaryota, Fungi, Basidiomycota, Pucciniomycetes, Pucciniales, Pucciniaceae. The transcript is spliced from 3 exons.
AUGCAGGAUCCGGCCUGUGAAGAAGAAAAACACAUCUCGGAUGAAGAAAACAAUAGAUUUCGAGGAGGUUAUGAGAAAGGCAAGAGCGCAGGUUCAUAUGCAGUUCGUAAAGACCUCAAACCCUCUCAGCUCAAAUUAGAGACAAACCUGCAGAACAAGCUACCUAGACACAAUCAAUUCAUUGCGGAUCGGUUUUGCCAUUUCUCAGAGGAAGCUGUUGCCAAGAACAAGCAGGCAAUGAAGGAGUUUGGUAUUCCAAGCUGGUCUGAUGAAGCUUGGGAAAGCUAA